UUAUCAAUCGAGUUUAAUUUUUCCUUUACACAAGUCUAAUUGGUUGAUACUUUCGGGUCGUUUUUGGCACGUGCGGGCCAACCCAGGGUCUGUCCCUUUGCCUAUGUGGCACGCGCUCCGGGCGCUCUUGGCAUGACGCAUAUGCUGAGCAAUCUCUGUUCCGAGCGGAGAUUCUUUUCGUUUCCUAGCGCAGACGGACACUUAGGAGGUUUUUGCCUCUUCUCACCUGUCCGUCGUCGCGCUAGGUAUGUUCAUGACUUCUUCUUUAUGUGACUAUAUCUCACCUGUCCGUCGUCGCACUAGCAUCUUUAGUUUCUAGCAGCUUUAUAAAAUUCAUCGCAUUCUGCUCAUCCAUGUCGGAACAUGAACCCUCCUCCUCACAAACUCAAUCUUCCGUCCGAAGAGGAGUAUCAACCGACUAUCAUAAUUCCUACAACUCCGAAGUCAUCGAACGAUGUCUCAAAUUUGUCGUUGAUUUCAGAAAGCAUAAAAUCCCUAAGGGAAGAGCCGUUCUUGGAAUCCAGCAGGAGCUGGCAGCAGCCUCCGAUGAGUCAGACCCGUCCUAUGCAGACGGAUUCGCACAUUAUCUUGAAAUCCUUGACUCUGUCACGACUCACCAAAGAAGCUCAACCGGAAACAUUUGAUAGAAGUCAAAGAUCGUCAUGUGCGGCAGAGCUCGACGACUCAGAAAUUCCCCUAUCAGGGUCCUCGAAGAGGAGACGAAGAGGCAGAUCGUUCAGCGAAGAGACUGAGAGUCUCGAUGAGGCAGGAUAUGAAUCCGAGGAUAGUAGAGUCAUCCUGCGAGAGAAGAGGCGAAAACUCUCAGAGAACCAAGUUCAAUUCUACCCAUGGCUCAAUCCUGUCAAAUUCCGCUACCUCUCGCGUUCCCGAGGAAUCAGAGCAACCCUGGAAUGUUACGAGGAAUGGUCCGACGAUCCUAAAUUCUAUCGUACCAAAAUCGUUACCACUCCGGGAUGUCUGAACUUAUCAACCUCUCAAUGGACCCUAUUACUCGAAGGGAAAGCAGUCGAUCUUGACAAGGUCUUCACAGGCCGGUAUUCCACGGCUAUCGACACUAAAUAAUCCCAGCCUCUUGGAAAGGGGUUUGAGCUCACGCUUGCCCAACCCUCAAUUAGCCACAAGGUUAAGACGGCCGGAGAUUGGGGAAUCGUCACUGAUCUUUGGACCCAAGCACUCAGUUUCAUCAUGCCGUGGAGAGAAGAGGAAGUACGAAGCUAUCGAAACUAUAUCUCCAGCAUCUUCGCCAACCACCAUUAUUCCCAUCAUGAAUGAGUUCUCGACUUUGACAGG
Suillus discolor is the source of this 1311-nucleotide messenger RNA. RefSeq lists its product as uncharacterized. The coding region runs from base 364 to 1083 and encodes 239 amino acids. NCBI's taxonomy places the organism in Eukaryota, Fungi, Basidiomycota, Agaricomycetes, Boletales, Suillaceae. The transcript has a single exon. The record is from RefSeq and is a predicted model, not a curated record.